AGGCUCAAGGAGCUGAAACAGAGGGAGUUUGCUCGAAAUGUAGCUUCUAAGUCAAGAAAAGAUGAAAGAAAACAGGAAAAGGCCCUUCAACGUUUGCACAAGUUAGCUGAGCUAAGGAAAGAGGCAGCCUGUGCUCCUGGAAGUGGCCCCAUGUUCAAAUCCACUACAGUAACUGUGCGUGAUAAUUUCAGUGAUAUCCCACAAAGUGCUGCCAUAGACUCUGCUAACAUACAAGAUUUCAACUGCACAUUAACGCAUAGUGCACAGAAUUCUGAAGAUGUUGCUUCUGUUAUUUCUUCCACUCCUGAAAAUGCAUGUAGUAAUAAAUCCGACACUAACAAAUUUGGAGAUCAAGUUCAAGGAGCUCAAGGACAUAAAGUUGGGUUCUCUUUUGCUUUCCCUAAGAAAGCAGCAGUCAAACUGGAGUCUUCAGCUGCUGCUUUCUAUGAAUAUAAUGAUGAAACAUCUAUUGAGCAUGGUUUUAGCAGAAAAAGUAGAUUUGUUCCAGGAGCUUGUAAUCUUCAGUCUCCAUCAGCAGAAAUGGUUCUGUGCCCUGAUGAGAAACGUAACUGCUUUCCCCCACUGGUAGAAAAAUGCGCUGUGACAGAAGAAGCUCCUGAAACUCAGGAUUCAAAACAGCCAGCCUGUAAAGAAAACAGAAUGCUAGAGAGUCCCAUAUUGUUUCCUGAUGUUUCUCAUUCAAAAAAACCUGUGUCUUCUGAUUUGGAUGGCUACAAUAUUAAUGUAAGUACAACAGAUUUACCAGAUCAAACACUGUCCACAGGUGCAACCAGUAAUCAUGUACUGCCUCUGGAAUGUAACACUUAUGAGCUGCUGGGAAACGGAUCUCUAGCUCAGACUGCUUUGGAGAAUUGUUUAUCUCUGCAAGAUAUUGCAAGGGAAAAUAAUAAAGACAGGAACAUUGAUCCAUCCACAAUUGAAAAUGAAAUAAGACAACUUGGGGCUGAUGCAUUGAUUUCAUCAAAUUAUGAAGAAGAUAAUAGAACCCCACAAAGUAAAUCAGAGACACACAAAAGACCCUCUGAACCAUUUGUUCCUGUUCUUAGCAAACAUGGAUCAAAUAUACUUCAGUGGCCAUCAGAAAUGUUAAUUUACACAAAUACAGACCCAUCCAUUUCUUAUAGCUGUAAUCCUUUAUAUUUUGACUUCAAGUCAUCAAAAGCAAGUGAUAGCCAAGAAAAGCCCAAGCAUCAGCCACACAUACCUCAUUCUCACCAUAAAACUGAAUCCAACCAUAGCCUAGUCUUAGGUUUUACAAAUAAAUCCACUUCCGAAUGUGGUGAUUAUGAAAUGGAAAUGGAUCAAAAUGUGUGCAACUAUACAAUACCUCUCAUAAGUGAUGUUUCCCUCAUCAGAAAUUGUGAUCUUGAAAAAAAUCAAGAUAAAAUGUGCUUGGAUGAGUCAUUCAGGAUAAGAAAAAUAGAAAAGUGUCACAUUUCUAAAAAUCAUUUACGACAAAACACUGUGAUAGAUAAGAAACAUAGCAAAGUCCAGAUCAAAGAAAGUCAUGUAAAACGGCUUUGCAAAAAUAGAAAAUGGAAAAAGAGAAGAAAACUAUGUCAUUGCCAUCAUCAUCAUCACUGUCGGGAAGUAGCAAAGGCAGAAAUGAAGAUUUCCUCAGUGCCUGAACAGGAAAUUAAUUAUAUAGAUGAAAAUAAACAUCAGUACCUUCAAAAUAAUCCAGAGAAGUGCAGAUAUGAUGCAGGGAAUAUCUCGUUACCUACAGAUGAGAUACAACAGUCAUCUCAAAAACUUGGCUUUGAAAACAAAACUCAUAGAAGAGCCAUAGCUGCAUCAGCUCAUGCAUAUGGGGACAGAGGCUCAUGUGAGAUUUGGAAUGCAAAAAAUAGUAACCACAGCACUGAUUCUAACCACAGGAAGAGCAAAGCAAGCUCUCGGAGACAAUCAAAACAACUGACUCUGAAUUCCAGAAGACAUAACUUAAUGUGCUCUAGGGCAUUUUGUAGUUGGAAAGUCAGAAGAUCAAGGUGUAGCCCAGAGCAUAAAUGUUUAGGACACGGCAGUGAGAAGAUUCUGAGUCAAAAUCAGUCCAUAAAGAGAGGUUACAACUUUCUGACAGAUGAACCUGAAAAAUCCCACGGAAAACGAAGACAACAUACCUAUUCCUGUUCAUCAGAUGAAAGUUUGUACAGACAGACAUUUUUAGCAGAAGAAUAUUUAAGGCAAACAAGUACUUUAGCUGCACAUCACAAGGCAAAAGGGAAACGCAGGCGGAGGAAAACUAGAAUACGUCAUGUAUUUAUUGACAGAGAUGCAAGAAGUGAGACCUCCAGAGCUUUGGAAGAAAAUUCUACAAAUUCUACAUUAAAUAUUUUGGGAGAACUGUUGGUUCAAGACAAUAUAGAGCAAACUGAUAUGGAUCCCGAAGUUGUUAAUGGAAAAAAUACAGAUGAAACAAUGCAGCUGGUGGAAAACAAGUCAUCUCUACAAACUGAUAGCUCACAUUUGCUGGGGAAAGACAAACUGACAGAGUGUUCAGCAGCAGAGAACACUUCGAGUACGUUUUCAGAAGUUGUCACACAUUCGGCUGCUUCUGUUCCUGAGCGUAAUGUUCCAGCCGCUGCAACUACAGAGGACGUUCUGGAAGAUGAAAAGAAAAAUGGAAAUGUGAACAAUCAUGAAAAUCAAGCUCCUUAUAAAGUGCCCAUCACCAAUUUGGAACAGGUUUUCCCUAGAUCAUUUCUUUGCCACUAUGAAUUGGCUGAGGCUGUACCGCUUGAGAAAAUUAAUGAGGUGACUAGUGAAUGGGUACGGUGUAAUUCUGGCAUAUUUAACAGCCCACCACCUUUGCCAUUCAAAGAAACACAUAUAAACAGUCAUACCUUUUUAACUACUGAGCAGUUAAUUGCCCCCUUCACCCUGCCAGAUCAGACAUUGAUGUUUCCUCCGGAUAAUCACGAAAAAUUCAAAGACCUCCAAUCCGAAGCAUAUCAACAGAUCAUGCAGCAAAACAUGCUGGCUAACAAAGUGAAAUUUACCUUUCCUCCUACAGCAGUCCAGCCCCCGAGUUCUCCUUUGCCCUUACCUUUGCAGCAGCCACUGUGUUCUACCUCUGUUACCACAAUUCAUCACACUGUUUUACAGCAGCAUGCAGCUGCAGCAGCAGCUGCUGCAAGUACAUUUAAGGUUCUUCAGCCCCACCAGCAGCUCCUCUCACAGGUCCCCACUCUUUCCAGAACACCUUUACCUCAUCUAUCAGUAGGACCUAGAUUUUUUCCAGGAGGCCAUGCAACUUUUGUUGCUCCACCGCAUUUGCCGCUGAUUCCGACUUCAGUCCUCCAUCCAACGCACCUGACUUUUCCCCCACUGCCGCACACAGUGUUUCCUUCCCUGCUGUCGCCACAUCCAGCUGUCAUUCCACUGCAGCCCCUCUUUUAGGACAGAUCUCUAGCAGAAGCAAUGGGAAAAAGGAGCCUUCAAAUAAACUUGCUAUUUCUACAGUCUCCUCAGCUUUGCAAAACUGUUGUGUGAAUUAGUGAAAUAAACAGGUUAAAAAUACUCAUUCAUUUAGAAGGAUUUACUGUAAGUAUAAUGAUGCAAAUAUUUAUGUAAAAUUCAGACCUAUCCUAUAAUUAAAGCACUGAAUAGUCUGAUACUACUAUGAACUAUAUAUACAUAAGUGCAAAUCAUGUCUUAGAAUAUGUAUAAUGUACAUAAAAUAUAUUUAUAGUCUGUAACUUAUGUUGUAAAGUAUUCACUUUUUGGUUUUUAUCUUUAUGUAUUUGCACCUGUUUACUGUUUAGACAAAGCUGAUGCACUAUGUUUUGUACUAUGUUCUCUGAAACUGUAAUCUAGUGACAAACUAUCUCUUGCAAUAAAUUUUUGUUAACUACUUAAUUAAAUCAAAAAUCUUUCAUUGUAAGCCUCAUGGAAGUUCUUCCAUGUUGUUGUGCAUUUGAAUAACAUCCUCUGCUCCUGCUGUAUUUGGAUAAUCAGGUUUCCUGUACUUCAGUGAUUUAUCACAGAGGCUCAGAAGCUAAUACCUUGAGGACAGCUGUCUUACUGAGCAAGAGAGAAAGGAUAAUAGAUCUGUUUGUGUUAGCGGUUUGAUGUCACCAUGACAAAUUUUGCCUCCUUGGAGUAUGUGCACAAACUGCUGACUGUUUGAGCUAAUCUCUUUUAUAUUAAACCAUGAAAAGACUACGUAACAAAAAUAACAUAAAUGAUAGAGAAAAAGAAGAAAAAAAUCAAAGACCGUUUGACUUAAAAUGGAAUGGUCAGCUACCUUAUAUUGAAACCAUGCAGCAUAGGGAAGACCUUAUUUCCAUCAAGCCUCCAAAUGUUCUCCUUUUUUGCAUGCCUAAAUUUUGCAUGUCCACAUGAGCAAACACUUAAAGGGUGUCUUGCCUAAUUUGCUCUGUGAAACCCACAUUUAUACUUAGUUUUAGAGAGCUCAAAUUCGGUACUCAUCUAGGUGGUAGACAAUGUAGCCUCUCCCUCCCCCCAUUAGAGGGAGUGCAGUAGACUGCCUACUUUAAAAUGCAGGUGUACGCAGAAGAAUCAGCUAAAUACUUAUAGGCUGUCUUUGAUUGACACACAUCUUACAUUUACCUCAGUGGGAGACAAAUCUGUCAGAUGAAGAUCCUUUCCAUUUUUGCAAUACAUGGAAAUAGCAAGAAUAUGUAAGCAUGACGGGAGGUAAUGAAGAACUUCAAAUGUGGAACUUUUAAUUCCACAGCAGUUUGAUUCAAAUUCUUACCUCAUUUCACUCUAUUUCCUGCAGCAUUUUGCCAUAAAAAGAAUAAUAUAGAAUAGAAAUAACAAUAAUAUAUAGCUAUUACUUCUAACUGUAAUUCAGAGAAUUCUCUCUACCUCUGCAGCCUUUUACUGUUGUCAAACUUCAUCCAACUUUAGCUACUGAAGUCUUCUCAUUUACUUUAAUAUGAGAUAUAUUAGGCCCACAACUGUGAUGGCCCAAAAUCAAUAUAGAAGUGAUUCUGAAAUAGAACUGUCUUUUUGACUUAAAAUGAAAUAGUCAUGUGAGUGAAGCUAAGAAUUUGCAGCAGGAUCUUCAGUGAUAGCAGUAGGCCCUCUGUAAUAAAAGGUAAGCUAGCUCUGAAAUUACUGAUUUCUUUUCACCAUUUAUAUAUUAUAAUGAAAUUAUACACAGUUGAACUGAAAGAAUGUAACUUUGAAGAUUAUUAAAAUACGUUACAUAUUAAUAGAUGCAUACAUUACCCAUUUAACAAGGAAUAUUAUAUUCUGAAUAAUAUAUGUCUGGAUGUUAUUUUUUGCAUCUAUAACCUUAGAACUUGACUAUAUCAAUAUUGCCAGUUUUAGUAUAGAAUUGCAUUAAAUCUAUAAGAAGUAACAUUUUGUCAAUUAUGAUCACAAUGUUAGAUGCUUAAGGUUUGUAAGCUUUCCUUGUGCCACUAUAAAGGGCAGAAUUAUGUUAAUAAGCAAAAAGAUAAGAGCACAUGAGUCAUCUGGUUAUGGAAAGCCUCUUGAAACCCCUGUCUGAGAGUAUGGCAUGGAACAGGAUGUUGCUGAGCAUCUAUGCGUAUAAUGCCAUAAAGAGGAUAUUUUUUUCUCUAGCUUGUAGUUUCAAGUGACUACCCAUUUUUAUCUGUCUGAUAUAUGGAAAAUAUAGUUUAAGUUGCCUCAUCCUAUUCUUUGUUAUUUCAGGAGUAUGCCUAUGUAAUCUGUAUGUCUCCACUACCCCCUGUAAUGUACAGGUGUGAAGCUGGCUCUAAGCCACAUUGCUCAGGCACUGGACUCCAUAUAGCAACAGCAGUAAAAGGUGCAUGCUAGUUCAUCUCAUAUCUUAGCUCACUCAAGCCAGCUUUUUGUACCUCUGUGCUCUUCUGCAAAAGUCAGUGCAGACAUUUCCCCUAGAUUCUGAUGUCUUAUCAAAGAAAUCAAUCUAGUUAUACAACAGUACGCUUCAAAAGAAAAAAAAGAAACAAUGUAGGACAGUUAUUGUUACACUUUAUCACAUCCAUACAUUUUUAUCUAGCAGGAAAUUAAAACGUAAAAAUUUCAAAUUUUCAGUUAUAAUGUUCAUUGAAAAAUCUCAUCUGUUAACUUAGAUGUCCACAUUUUUCCA
This is a messenger RNA of Struthio camelus australis, 6088 nucleotides long. The record is from RefSeq and is a predicted model, not a curated record. Lineage: Eukaryota; Metazoa; Chordata; Aves; Struthioniformes; Struthionidae.